UUGGCUAUACAUACUGUGUAUUGGAGGGAAUGGUGAGCGGUUAAUUUAAUUCCAGUGGAGGUAGCUUGACGAAGAAGGUGCGCAGAUUAAGAGAAUCAUCUACUUUCAGCCAAGUGGGCUUAGGUUAAACCAGUAGAGAGAGAAACUAGAGAGAGAAAGAGUUUCUGUCUUCUCUUUCCUCUCAUCGGAUGCGACUCGAACUCGAUCGACCAUGUCGAAGAUGAAACAUCUGUUUCGGAAGCUUCACAUCGGAGGUGGUUUCCAAGACAAUCACAGAUUGAGCCCUACUGAUGAGAAUCGACCCGUGGUUAACCCUCCACAGCCGCAGACGACGUCGUUGCCGUCGCCUUCGUUAGCGUCCUCCUCGUCUCCUUCGGCGGCAUUUGAGACCACCAGGGUCUCCGAUUCGGCGGAGAAUUCCGUUGAUUUUAACUUCUUUGAGGAGGAAUUUCAGGUGCAACUUGCGCUUGCGAUCAGUGUGUCCGAUCCAGAUGCGCGAGAAGAUGCUGAGACGGCUCAGAUCAAGGCUGCUAAGCAGAUAAGCUUGGGGUUUUCGCCGUCUGAAACCCUCGUGGAGUCGAUUCGAUAUUGGAGUUAUAAUUUUGUAAAUUAUGAUGAGAAAGUGAUGGAUGGGUUCUAUGAUGUAUAUUGCAUUACCCCCAAUUCGGUAGCACAAGGGAAAAUGCCGAUGCUUGUGGAUCUUCAAGCAGUAUCUGUUUCGGAUAAUAUUGAUUAUGAAGUUAUUUUAGUGAACAGGGCAAUUGAUCCUGAAUUACGACAGCUUGAGGAAAGAGUAUGUUCGAUACAUUUGGAGUGUCAGGUUUUGGAGCAGAGACCAAAUAUGAAUAGUUUGAUCCAAAAAAUUGCUGAUCUUGUUGUUGAUAGAAUGGGUGGUCCAGUCAGUGAUGCUGAAGAAAUGAUGAAAAGGUGGAAUAAAAGGAGUAAUGAAUUGCGGAACUUUCUGAACACUAUUAUCAUUCCCCUUGGCUGCCUUGAUGUUGGACUUUCACGCCACAGGGCAUUGCUCUUUAAGGUACUUGCUGAUAGGAUCAAUCUUCCAUGUAUGCUGGUCAAAGGUAGCUACUAUACUGGCACUGAUGAAGGAGCUGUAAACUUGAUUAAAAUCGAUAAUGGAAGUGAAUACAUCAUUGACCUAAUGGGUGCUCCAGGCACUCUAAUACCUGCUGAGGUGCCCAGUGGUCAUCUUCAAAAUUCUGGAUUAGAUAUGAGGACUAUUGCAGACAUCGCUGGAACUGUCAAGCAUUCGUGUCCAGUACUCGAAAAGGGUACUGGAACAGCACCAGUUUCAUAUGAUAUCGAUGGAGUCACCAAAAUUGGCAGUUCAAAUUUAGAAGCAUCGUUUGCAGGUGUUCGAUUAAAGGGGGUUGAUGGGAAUCUUCUUCAGAAAAAUCAAACAGAGAGGUUUGAGCAUGAUUUCGGGAAGCUUCUUCCAUCACUACGCGGAUCACAUGAAAGCUUGUCAGGUGCUACUGGGAAAUCAUCAGCUGCACAAAAGAUGAAAGUUAAAGAUGUUUCUAAUUACAUCAUCACUGCAUCAAAAAACCCAGAGUUCGCUCAGAAACUUCAUGCCGUUUUGUUGGAGAGUGGUGCAUCACCUCCUCCAGAUUUGUUCUUGGAUAUGAAUCCCCAGGAUCUGAGAGAACAGAAAGUGCUUGAGAAAAUAAAUCUGUUAAAUGGUGAAAAAUUGGAUGAUGGGACUCAAUAUUACCCAGAAAUGUUCUUGUCAAAGCAAUCUUUUAUACCCUCUAUUGGAGCACAGUCCUUUGACAAUGCUUAUUGUGACAGCAAUCAAAAGAAUUACUUGGGGGAGUCAGCAGCACAGCUAGAAUUGAGGUCCAGUGUCAUUAAUUCUGGACACUCUUUACCUUCUGAUCUUACAAGCGAGGGAUUUGUGCUAGUUAGUAGUGGAGCUAAUGAAUUGAUACAGACUGGUGACAUGAGUGAAGGUGUUGUUUCUGUUGAUUCAUCAGGAAUGGUUGCAAGAGCUUUGCACGGGAAACAAUCUAAUGACACUUCGAUGCUCUCUGGAGCGAAUUAUUAUGAAGGCAAACCUAAAAAUGCCCUUGCUGAUGAUGGUGAAUGUUACCACAAGGAUAAAAUCGGAAAGGUUAUAAAUAACAUUGGAAAAGACAAAGAAUCUGGUGUAAGAUUGACAGAUAUGGCCAAUCUGGGUGAGGUUGCGGAAUGGGAAAUUCCUUGGGACGAUCUUCAGAUUGGAGAACGCAUUGGUAUUGGUUCAUAUGGUGAGGUUUACCGUGCAGAUUGGAAUAGCACCGAAGUUGCUGUAAAGAAAUUCAUGGACCAAGAUAUCUCAGGCGAUGCACUGGUUCAGUUUAAAUGUGAAGUUGAAAUCAUGUUGAGGCUGAGACAUCCUAAUGUUGUCCUUUUCAUGGGAGCAGUUACUCGUCCCCCAAAUCUCUCCAUACUGACAGAGUUUUUACCAAGGGGGAGUUUGUUUAAGCUACUGCAUCGACCGAAUAUUCUACUUGAUGAAAAGAGGCGAAUGCGAAUGGCUCUUGAUGUGGCUAAGGGAAUGAAUUACUUGCAUACAAGCCAUCCAAUUAUUGUGCAUCGUGAUUUAAAGACUCCAAAUCUCCUAGUUGACAAAAACUGGGUUGUUAAGGUUUGUGAUUUUGGAUUGUCACGUAUGCAGCACCACACAUUCUUGUCCUCAAAGUCUACUGCUGGAACGCCUGAAUGGAUGGCACCAGAAGUUUUGAGGAAUGAACCAUCCAAUGAGAAAUCUGAUGUAUACAGCUUUGGUGUGAUUUUAUGGGAGUUGGUGACUUUGCAAAUACCAUGGACCGGGAUGAACUCGAUGCAGGUUGUUGGGGCUGUUGGGUUCCAAAAUAGACACCUCGAUAUUCCAGAAAUGGUUGAUCCAAUGGUUGCAGAGAUAAUUACAGAGUGUUGGCAUCUUGAUCCAUCAUGUCGGCCCUCUUUUGGACAACUCAUCACCCGUCUCAAGCGGCUUCAGCGGCUUCAGCGUCUAGUUGAAAGAACAUAAUCUCAUACAAAUCAAACAAUAAAAAUGACAGGAACGAGACUGUUUAUGGAAAACAGAGAGCCUACUUCUGGCUCAAAGAGCCAGAGCAGCACAGUUUUAGUUUCUGAAACCUUGUAGAUUCGAAGAACUAUAAAAGCGUACUGGAUUGGGAAGUGUUGGUUCAUUCGAAGCGGGGACUCAGCACAGCCAGUUCAGGAACACACUGGGCAUCCUCGGAAUUGAACAAAUGCACAAAGUGCAGGUGGGGAUACCAUUGGGUGGUAGCUUUUGGUAGUGAAAAUGGGUUAACCUGAAUCUAUAUCAAGGCAAGUUCAAAAAAAAAAAAAAAAGGAAAAAGAAAAAAUAAAGUACAUAAAACUUUUUCAUUUUGUAGGUUACUUUCGGUGGUAAAUGUGGGUAAUGUUAUCUAUAUGUAAGAAAGUCCCCUCAAAGGCAAAAAAGAAAAGUUCUUUGCAGUUACUGUGGCUCUGGAGGUAGUCAGGGAAGCAUUUGUAGCUUCGAAAUUGUAAAACAUUUUGAUUGAUCUCCGAAGGUUGUUUUGAAAACAGAAAAGAAACGAAAAUGAAAGAAAUAUUUGCAUGUCUUUCCUGUA
Messenger RNA from Cornus florida, 3620 nucleotides. RefSeq names its product probable serine/threonine-protein kinase SIS8. Gene Ontology annotation, biological process: protein phosphorylation. Gene Ontology annotation, molecular function: ATP binding; protein kinase activity. Bases 212 to 3028 code for a protein of 938 amino acids. The transcript is spliced from 13 exons. The record is from RefSeq and is a predicted model, not a curated record. NCBI's taxonomy places the organism in Eukaryota, Viridiplantae, Streptophyta, Magnoliopsida, Cornales, Cornaceae.